GCAGCUUUUCUGUUUCUGCUGUGCUGGAUUGAAGGAGGAGGUCUGGAGAGAGACAUUCCUUCUGCUGUUUGACACAUCAGCUGUGCUGGUAACGUUAUUUCUCGAUGAGGAUCAGGCGUGGACACAUCACACAUCAUAAUGUUUGAGGUGCGGAAGAAGGCUUGACGUCACUCACCUCAUGACGGCAUCCUGACGGAAUCAUGACAACGGUCAAACCGGACCUGUUCACUUCACCUCAACCGCUGAGCCCGUUCCCCGCUCUCCCCCUCACCACCUUCAUUCCCAUCCUCAGCACUUCUGUAGAACCUCCAACCCAAGCGGAGAACAUUACGUCCAGAACCAAUGAGACGGGCCUGAACUCCACACAGCUGCCCGUGGCAUCAGUUGAAGGUGCUGGGAUGGGCGUGGUCCUCGUACCCUUCGGCAUCAUCACGGUCAUUGGACUCGCUGUCGUCAUGCUUCUGUACAUCCGGAAAAAGAAGAGGCUGGAGAAACUCAGACAUCAGCUCAUGCCCAUGUAUAACUUUGAUCCGGCCGAAGAACAGGACGAUCUGGAACAAGAGCUGUUGGACCACGGACGAGACGGAAGCCCCGCUGGACCAAACUCGAAAACUCUGAGCACAAGUCAAGGUACGACACAGAAACCCAGUCGACUGGUCUUCACAGAUGUGACCGAUGCCAUAAACGCAUGACAGAUGAAAUCUACAGUUUUUCAGGAAUCGUGUUU
Molecule: messenger RNA, 727 nt
Organism: Triplophysa rosa
Lineage: Eukaryota; Metazoa; Chordata; Actinopteri; Cypriniformes; Nemacheilidae
Exons: 5
Coding region: 201-692 (163 amino acids)
Source: RefSeq, a predicted model, not a curated record